CAGACUGGCCAGGGUGCCUCGGCAAAGGAGAGCGGCGAGUGGGACCACCCCGGGAGUGACUUCCCGGGGUGGGGGCUGGAAGGUGGAGCCGGCCGGGAGGGUUGCAAUCCCUGUGUCCCUGGGGCUGAGGGCGGCGGCGGUGGAUCGCGCGCGGCGGGACCGGUCGCCCAGCGCACGGCCGGGAUCAGCAACCGCGGCCCCAGCCGAGCCCGGGACUCAGUAUCUACAUAGAAGCACCGCGUUGACUUCAUCUCGCCAUGGAGUUUCCGAAGUCACCUGAUGGCGGGUGGGGCUGGGUGAUUGUGGCCGUCUCCUUCUUCACUCAGUUCCUCUGUUACGGAUCCCCGUUAGCCGUUGGGGUCUUGUACAUAGAGUGGUUGGAUGCCUUCGGUGAAGGAAAAGGAAAAACAGCCUGGGUGGGGUCCCUGGCAAGUGGAGUCGGCUUACUUGCAAGUCCCGUCUGCAGUCUCUGUGUGUCAUCUUUCGGAGCGAGAUCCGUCACCAUCUUCAGUGGCUUCCUGGUGGCUGGAGGCCUGAUGCUGAGCAGUCUUGCCCCCAAUAUCUACUUUCUGUUUUUUUCCUAUGGCAUCGUCGUAGGUCUCGGAUGUGGCUUGUUAUACACCGCGACAGUGACCAUCACGUGCCAGUAUUUUGACAGCCGCCGAGGCCUCGCGCUUGGCCUGAUUUCAACAGGUUCGAGCGUGGGCCUCUUCAUCUACGCUGCUCUGCAGAGGAUGCUGAUAGAGUUCUACGGCCUGGAUGGGUGCCUACUCAUCGUGGGCGCGCUGGCUUUAAACAUACUCGCCUGUGGCAGCCUGAUGAGGCCCUUGCAGUCUCCCGCAUGCCCUUUUCCUGAAAAAAUAGCUCCGGAGAACGUUCUAGAGAGAUACUCCACGCACGGUGAGAAAGAGAAGAGCCUGGAAGAAAAUCUGAACAUCUUGGACAAGGGCUACGGUACCGAAGAUAAAUGCACCAACACCUUGCCCAACGGUGACUGGGCACGGGACAACCCCCAAAACCCCACAGCCGCAGCGCACAAGAAGAAGGUUGUGGAGCAGACUUAUUUUUGCAAGCAGCUUGCCAAGAGGAAAUGGCAGUCAUAUAGGAACUACUGCGGCGAGACCGUGUCUCUUUUCAAAAACAAAGUCUUCGCGGCGCUUUUCAUCGCCAUCUUGCUUUUUGACAUCGGAGGGUUCCCGCCGUCGUUGCUCAUGGAGGACGUCGCGAGAAGUUCCAACGUGAGGGAAGAGGACCUCGCCAUGCCUCUCAUCUCCAUCAUCGGCAUCAUGACAGCCGUGGGCAAGCUUCUUUUAGGCAUCAUGGCUGACUUCAAGUGGGUCAACACCUUGUAUCUCUAUGUAGCCACCCUGAUCAUCACAGGCCUGGCCUUGUGUGCAAUCCCCCUUGCCAAGAGUUACAUCACCUUGGCGAUACUUUCUGGGAUCUUGGGUUUUCUUACUGGUAAUUGGUCCAUCUUCCCGUAUGUGACCACAAAGACUGUAGGGAUUGACAAGUUAGCGCACGCCUAUGGGAUCCUCAUGUUCUUCGCCGGACUUGGGAACAGCCUCGGGCCACCGAUUGUUGGUUGGUUCUACGACUGGACGCAGACCUAUGACAUCGCCUUCUAUUUCAGUGGCUUCUGCGUCCUGCUGGGGGGCUUCAUCCUGCUGCUUGUCGCCUUGCCCUGUUGGGACGCGUGCGACAGGAAGCUCCCUAAGCCAGCGCCAACAGCCUUUUUCUACAAAGUUGCCUCUAAUGUUUAGAGGGAUAUUAAGAGGCAUUAUUUCCUCUAUUUUUCUACUUUAUACUAUAUGUACACACACACACACAUAUAUAUAUAGUAUAUAUGAGUAUGUGUAUAUACUGUAUAUACAUAAUUUAACAAAUUGUUAGGCAGGUUCCCCAGAGUCAAGAGCUUAGAGCAACACUUCGGCUGACUCUGAAGGAGACCGUACUUCCACAUAGCCUGUUUUUAUGUACUGCGUGUGUAACCUUUACCCCUUGUACGCCCCUCCCUGAAGAAGUGGGACUGUUCUCUUUUACUGCUGUUGUUCGUGAGUUCAGGGUGUAAAGCUGUUGGUUCGCCUCGCCAAGUUUUCUCUGGGUGAAGAAGUUUUGUGUCUCUUUGCUUUCCCUGGGAGCUCUACCACACACAAGGUCUUAAACCACACACGUUCCUGUCUUAAACCACGCACGUUCCUGUCUUAAACCACGGAAGCUCCUGUCUUAAACCACGCACACCUCAUGGCGGGAUAUUUGUGAAGACCCCUAAGGAAUAAUUGUCGUCUCCUCUAUAUCAGCCCUGCAAGUCCAGAGAAGACACUAAGCCAUCUCACUUCCAGCAGUGAAAGCGGCAGUUACAAUGUCACUAAGACUUCGAAGACUUUAGACAAGAUUUUUUUUAAAUCGCAGCUGCCUAUUGUCGGUUUUCUGUUUUAUUGUCCUUGUUGAAGCACUGUGGGACAUUCGGUGUUCACUGUGUGUGAACUUGUUCAAUUCCUCAGCAGUCUUUCUGCAUGGCCGGCUCCCUAGGACCUCGCUCCCUGGUGUAUUGGUCAGCAUCCUCUCUCUGAUGUCUCCUAAGAGCUGCUGACUUGCUGGUUUCCGGCUUGGAAAUACACCUCUGAACCAUUCCGUCGGGCAAGUGGGAAGCAUCCCUAGCUUCCGUUUGCUUUGAGCGCCGUGGGAAUGGGUUGCCAGGCCCUGCAUGUCUUCCAAAUGAAGCCGUGGUGCUUUCUCUUGGGCCUUUCCACUGCUGCAUCUUAGUUUAUGGACAGUGCUUAAAAAAAAAAAACACACACACACACAAAACAAAACCCCCCAAAAAGAUAGCAACAACAAAAAAACCCCAAUGCUCUAUGUGUUUGUUAGACGUGGGGAAAGCCAGGGUGAAGAGAAAUUGAUAUACUCAUGCAACCUUCAUUAAUCCCAAGAAUGUUGGAGGGCAAAAAUAAUGUUUAAUAAAUAGAAAUGGGUUCAAGUUUGAGUUCAAACUUGAGAGAAACAAACGGGUUUCCUCUACAGAAACGGGUUUCACCUUCGCCAAGCUUCAGAAUCCCCUACAGACCCUUCAGAAACUGAAAUGCUUGGCACUAUACUUUUAAUUUUAAUUCUGCAUGUCGGCCCAAUGAUCCAUAUUUUAGCGAACUCUGCAGGGAUUCUGGUAACAGGGUCCCAGGACAGCUGGAGACUGGCAACAGUGGGGGAGGGGGGCGUCUGUGCUGAAGAUCUGGGGAGCAAUGAGGGCACAGCACCUUAGGGGAAGGAACAAAAGAAAAGAAACAAAACAGAUUGGCAAUAGACAAACAUUUCCUUUUCUUAAAUACAAGCAAAAAAAAAAAAAAAAGAGACAUCAUGCAGUCAGGUAUUUUAAAACAGAUAGCCAAGGGUUUUUAAAGUAAGGGCUUCCUUCCUGUUGUGCCAAGAUUGUCUUUUCAUUUUUUAAAAAAACCGUGAGAGAUUAUUUUGUACAGCUACCUUGCCUUCUUUUGCGGACACCUGAAGCGUUUUGUUCCACCAGCCCCCACAGCGCCUUCCUGAGGUCAGUGACCAGCUGUGUCCCGUGUCAUCAACCAAGGAGAAAGAUCUAGUGUAGUCAGUUCUGUUCCGUGAUGCAAUAAUGGGGCUCAAAGCACGUUAGACUUGUGCGCCACAAUCAGACUUCUGGAAAGUUCUCUGUACCUCAUUCUUCUGUCUAUCAAAGUUAGUAAAUUAAAAAAAAAUAACUCCAGCUCUAGGGGAUCCGACACCCUCUUCUGUCUCCCACAGGCACCUGUGUACCAGUGGCAUACACACACACACACACACACACAAAUAAAUAAAUAUAAAAAACUUUAAAAUUUAUAGCUAUGAUUUUUUUUAAAGCAAUAAAUAAAAUAAACCAUAUAUGUGUUCAUAGUCAA
This is a messenger RNA of Alexandromys fortis (reed vole), 3902 nucleotides long. It is a transcript of the gene Slc16a9, whose product is annotated as solute carrier family 16 member 9. Gene Ontology annotation, biological process: transmembrane transport. Gene Ontology annotation, molecular function: monocarboxylic acid transmembrane transporter activity. The transcript has 6 exons. NCBI's taxonomy places the organism in Eukaryota, Metazoa, Chordata, Mammalia, Rodentia, Cricetidae. The record is from RefSeq and is a predicted model, not a curated record. Gene Ontology annotation, cellular component: membrane. The coding region runs from base 258 to 1763 and encodes 501 amino acids.